CUUUCUUUCUCAGUCAUGGCUACCCAUCAUAGUUUCCCAGUGUUGAAUCAACAAUUUAUUGUUGACAAGAAAUAUAGCUUCAUCAGAGAGUUAGGUCAAGGGGCAUAUGGAGUUGUAUGUGCUGCAACCAAUACUCAAACCAAUGAGCAAGUCGCAAUAAAAAAGGUCACCAAGAUCUUCGAAAAGCAAAUUCUAGCCAAGCGAGCUCUGCGUGAAGUCAAACUUCUCAAGCACUUUAAUGGCCAUGAAAAUAUCACUGCCAUUCUGGACAUGGAUAUUCAUAACGUCCAUGAUUUCAACGAAAUCUACUUGGUGCAAGAAUUAAUGGAAGCAGAUUUGCAUCAAAUUAUUCGAUCGGAGCAGUUGCUAACUGACGCCCACUUUCAAUACUUUGUCUACCAAAUUUGCCGUGGUUUGAAAUAUAUCCAUAGUGCAAAUGUACUUCAUCGAGAUCUAAAGCCCGGAAACUUGCUGGUCAACGCGGAUUGUGAAUUAAAAAUUUGCGACUUUGGACUGGCCCGUGGCUUCUCAGACUCGCCUGACAGUAACCAAGGCUUUAUGACCGAAUACGUUGCAACAAGAUGGUAUCGCGCUCCUGAAAUUAUGCUUAGUUUCCAAAACUAUACAAAAGCUAUCGAUAUGUGGUCCGUUGGUUGUAUCUUUGCUGAAAUGCUUGGUGGCAAGCCCCUUUUCAAAGGUCGCGACUAUGUUGACCAGUUGAAUCAGAUCUUGGGCAUUCUCGGUACACCAGAUGAAGCAACACUUCGACGAGUAGGAAGCGAAAGGGCACAAGUGUAUAUUCGCAGCCUUCCACCUAUGCCUCGAAUUCCCUUUGAAAAGUUAUACCCAAAAGCAAACCCACUUGCAAUUGACUUGCUCAACAAGCUAUUGUGUUUCGAUCCUGCCCUCAGAAUCACAGUUGAAGAAGCAUUGGCUCAUCCUUACCUCUCAGCUUAUCAUGACGAAGACGAUGAACCAGUUCACCAUCAGCAUUUUGAUUUCUCAUUCGAAUCUGUGGAGGCUAUGGAUGAUAUGAAGAAACUCAUCGCACAGGAAGUGAUGUCUUUCAAGGCGAGUAAGCAAGCCAUGCUUCAACCACAGCUUAGCCCUGGUGCCAACUUGAGACGUAAAGACAGGCAAGUGUUAGGAUUUUCAUACAAAAAAAACUUUGUUUGCCAAUUAUAUAGUAACGCGCAUAACUGCUUUAGCUUGUCAGCACAGGAUAGAGAGGCAUUAGAGAAAACGAAACAAGCUGCCGCCGCCCAAGGCAAAUCUACCGAUCACCAAUAUCAUCACAGCCAAGGAGUGGCUGCCACUGCUGGCGGAAACAUUCAACCCCCGGACAAUAUGCCAAUGGAGGUGGAUGAAUUAGAACGAGAACUUAGCGGACAAACUCGAAUUUGAACACAUCAACCUUUGUAAUAAACAGACAUAAAAUAUAUAUGAAGAUUGUGUAU
Messenger RNA from Umbelopsis ramanniana AG, 1457 nucleotides. RefSeq lists its product as uncharacterized. Gene Ontology annotation, molecular function: MAP kinase activity; ATP binding. Gene Ontology annotation, cellular component: cytoplasm; nucleus. The transcript has 13 exons. The coding region runs from base 16 to 1404 and encodes 462 amino acids. The record is from RefSeq and is a predicted model, not a curated record. Gene Ontology annotation, biological process: protein phosphorylation; intracellular signal transduction. NCBI's taxonomy places the organism in Eukaryota, Fungi, Mucoromycota, Umbelopsidomycetes, Umbelopsidales, Umbelopsidaceae.